AUGGAGCGCGGGCAGGAGCGCGUGGUGGCCCUGGUGGACAUGGACUGCUUCUUCAUGCAGGUGGAGCAGCGCCUCGACCCGCAGCUGCGCGGCCGCCCCUGCGCCGUGGUGCAGUACAAGAAGUGGCAGGGCGGCGGGAUCAUCGCGGUGAGCUACGAGGCGCGCGCCUUCGGCGUGGCCCGCGGCAUGUGGGCGGCGGAGGCGCGCGCGCUGUGCCCGGAGCUGCUGCUGGCGCGCGUGCCCGAGGCGCGCGGCAAGGCGGACCUGACGCGGUACCGCGAGGCGAGCGCCGAGGUGAUGGCCGUGCUGUCGCGCUUCGCCGCCAUCGAGCGGGCCAGCAUCGACGAGGCCUACCUGGACCUGACGGGCUGCGCGCGGGAGCGGCUGCGCGCGCUGCGGGGCYGCCCGCUGGGCGCCGCGCUGCUGCCCACCACCUUCGUGCAGGGGCUGCCGGCCGCCACCGCCGCCGCCCGCGACAAGGAGGAGCUGCGGGAGCGCGGCGUGCACGAGUGGCUGGCAGCGCUGCCGUUCGCGGAGCCUGACUGCCCGGACCUGCAGCUCACCRUGGGAGCUGUGAUCGUGGAGGAAAUGAGGGCGGCCGUGGAAGAAGCCACCGGCUUCAGGUGCUCAGCUGGCAUUUCACACAACAAGACCCUGGCRAAGCUGGCGUGCGGCCUGAACAAGCCCAACCGCCAGACGCUGGUGCCCUGGCGAUCCGUGCCGCAGCUCUUCAGCCACACGCCCGUCGGCAGCAUCCGAAACCUGGGGGGGAAGCUGGGUGCUGCCAUCAUGGACAUCUUCGGCGUGGAGUACAUCGGGCAGCUGACUCGGAUCAGUGAGGCGGAGCUGCAGACCCACUUUGGGGACAAGCCGGGGUCCUGGCUCUACGACCUGUGCAGAGGAAUUGAAGAUGAGCCCGUCAAAAACCGGCACCUAGCCCAGUCCAUUGGCUGCAGCAAGAACUUCCCUGGGAAGACAGCCCUGGCCACGCAGAAGGAGGUGCAACACUGGAUCCUGCAGCUCUCCUUGGAGCUGGAGUGCAGGCUCAUUAAGGACAGGAGCCAGAACCAGCGCGUGGCCAAGCAGCUCAUGGUGGUGAUCCGCGCGCAGGGAGACGUGCGGCUCUCGCGCUGCUGCGCGCUGGCCCGCUACGACGCCCACAAGAUGAGCAGCGACGCCUUCGCCCUCAUCCAGAGCUGCAACGCGGCUGGGGCUCACCAGGCCGCCUGGUCUCCGCCGCUCAUCUCGGUGCUUCUCUCUGCCAGCAAGUUCUCAGAGGCUCCCACGCUCCUCUCUGGGGGCAUUGCCACCUUCCUGACCAGUGAGGCCCAGUCUGACGGCACRGCCACCACCAGCAAAAACACCGUGUCCUCUCGGAGCCCCAGGGUGAAGUUCUUCAGGAGCCCAAGCAAGGAGGCCAGGCCGCCUCACGCUAUCGAGACCUUCUUCCAGAGGGCAGCCGAGCGGCAGCGCGCGCAGCCGCCCGCGCCCGGCUCCCCGGAGCGCCAGGCGGCAAGUGGCGCUGGACCCGCCGUUGCGCAGGGCGACCUGGCGGCCCCCGGGAGCUGCAGCCCUGGGCAGGGGAGCUCUGCCUCUCCCCGCAAGAGGCUGCUCUGGGAAGAACCACGGCCGGAUGGUACACAAGUGCCCUCCACGCCGCUGGGCUCCAGCAGCCCCCCGAAACCAGCACAAGCUGCAGAGGGCAAUGAGCAGAACUUGCCCCCGUCUCCUGAGCUCACGCACUUCCCUCCCGCCUCGCCCGGGGACUGGCAGCAGUGUGAGAAGUGUGGCCAGCGCGUGCUGGCCUGGGAGCUCCCCGAGCACCUGGACUACCACUUUGCUGUGGAGCUGCAGCGCUCUCUCCUGGAGCCCAGCUCCCCGCCGGCCCUGGGCGCAGCUCCCAGCCCCAAGGCUGCAGCUCCCAGCUCUCCGGCCAGGAGCAAGCCCAAGCCUCAAGCUGCCACCAGUGCCAAGCGGCCCAGGGAAGGGGCGACACGAACUCUGGACUUUUUCUUUAAACGGUUAUCUCCUUAACUCCCAGCCACCCUGGGAAUUUUAGAUGAUCAAUGUUUUUUAAAUACAGCUGAAAAGUUUUUAUACAGA
Messenger RNA from Nothoprocta perdicaria, 2103 nucleotides. RefSeq names its product DNA polymerase eta (gene POLH). Gene Ontology annotation, molecular function: DNA-directed DNA polymerase activity; damaged DNA binding. The record is from RefSeq and is a predicted model, not a curated record. NCBI's taxonomy places the organism in Eukaryota, Metazoa, Chordata, Aves, Tinamiformes, Tinamidae. Bases 1 to 2034 code for a protein of 677 amino acids. The transcript has 10 exons. Gene Ontology annotation, biological process: response to radiation; error-prone translesion synthesis. Gene Ontology annotation, cellular component: replication fork; nucleus; site of double-strand break.